Hyalella azteca is the source of this 2180-nucleotide messenger RNA. RefSeq lists its product as uncharacterized. Gene Ontology annotation, cellular component: nucleus. The record is from RefSeq and is a predicted model, not a curated record. The transcript is spliced from 6 exons. Gene Ontology annotation, biological process: regulation of transcription by RNA polymerase II. Lineage: Eukaryota; Metazoa; Arthropoda; Malacostraca; Amphipoda; Hyalellidae. Gene Ontology annotation, molecular function: DNA-binding transcription factor activity, RNA polymerase II-specific; RNA polymerase II cis-regulatory region sequence-specific DNA binding. Bases 87 to 1109 code for a protein of 340 amino acids.
CGGAGGUGGUGGCGUUAGGUCAGCUGGAGCCUCAAGCUUGCACACACUCAACAUUAUAGUAACCAUACAUUCAACGUCUAUACAUCAUGAACUGCAGCCCAUCCUUCGGUCUCCUAGGCAGCCUCAACUCUCCUACUCUGCAUCCUCUGAAUCUCGAGACACUCAAGAUGAAUCCUGUGACCGUGGCACACCAGCAGCUUUACAUGAACAAUAUCUUACAACAGUUCAAUCCUAUUCAAAACCCUUUUUUAGUCGCUCAACUCCAACUCGCAAACGCUCUCAAAGAAAACGCUUGUAAUUUCCCUUUUCGCAACAAUGAAUUCGCAUUCGAUGACAGCAAUGACAGCAGCAUUGAUGUGUCUAGUCAUGUCUCUGGAACUUCAGUGACAGAAUCAAUUGAUUUAACCAAGACCAGAAUUAUCUCUCAUGAAAAACGUGAAGUAAGUGAAUGCCUCAUCACGGACGAUGAAGUGCUCGAUAAAAUUAAAGGCAAAGACAUCACUGUCAGCAGGAUUCACUGUAGCGAUGAUCCUCAAGAUCAAACCGUCACCAUUCCGGUUGGCCUCACCCUCACCUCCAGAGUCCCACGAGACAGUGAAAGUGUCACUACACAGGCUCCAGCGCCUGCAGAAGCUUCCCUAAAGCCCCUCACAAAUUACACUCCAAUAAAUUUGGGAAAUUUUGACCCCGAACCGGCGACGUCACCGCUUCAGAGUUCAUCUUCUGAAACGCCAUCGCGUACCCAAGAUGUUGAUUUGAACUCUUCAGCUCCGCUGCCUCCAGAGCAAGCGCUGAUAAUGAAGGCUCUAGUUUCUGUUCGGCAACGUAAGCCUCGCGGUCAGAAGAAACCUAUUCCUGACGAAAUGAAGACUGAACGCUACUACGAGCGACGGUCGCGUAAUAACAGAGCGGCUAAGAAGAGUAGGGACCAGCGGAAGCUCAGGGAGUCUCUCAUCACUCAGCGGGCGGCGUUUCUUGAAGCAGAAAACGCUCAUUUUCGGCUCAAAAUCGCCGAGUUCAAAAAACAGCUGCUGGCCAUGGACCUCCUGCUCGCUGAAAGAGGAAUUGAGCCCAAGAAUGUUAAUGUCAAAAUCCUUCCAAUGAGCUAGAUGACGCCUCUCAGAUUUCGAAAAUUUCGCCAAAAUCGGCCGUUGCAGAAUAAUUUUCAUGAGAAUAUAUGUCAGUUUCGGUACGUUUGGUGUCCAUUCAGCGCGUAUGGCUCUAAAUACGUGUAAAACGAGUGCCUUAUUCAGUCAGUCUUAAUAGAUAAUAUAAUUAGAGUUAAAAGUAUUCUUCGAGUGCCUUAAUAAUAAACCAACCUAGAGUUUAGCAAAUUAAUAUAUUUAAAUGAACCAAACUUUUCGCAGUGAGUGUAAAGAAAUAAUUCCCAAGAGCAAGUAUAAAUGUACGAAUUUCGUUAUAAAAAUUUAAUUUCGCUUAAAUUUUUGGGGUUUAAAUUUUUAUGAUGUUUAAAGCAAACGGAUUUUUUAAAACGUAUAAUAUUCCUUCGAUAACUAAAUUGCAAAAUUUCUGUUCAGAAUAUCUGAACUCGUCAUUCUCAUAAACUUUCGCGAGCUAUAUAGUUUAAAUGGCUAAUAUUAGAGUUCUGUUCAACAUGUACAUAUAAUCGGCUAUACUACCACAACCUUCAGUUAUUAACUUGCUUAAAUGAUUAUUAUUAUUACUCAGUUCAGUUAUCAACUUAUUAGCUAUAUAAAUUUAAGAUGAAUUGUCUGGUGGCAAGACGCGUUUUUUUCGUAAAUCUGGAUGCUAAAGCAUUUUCUAAUUAACUAAUAUAAUUAGUGUGAAUUUCAAAUUUGAGUGAAAACGGUACAAAUGACGAAUAUAGAACGUGCAUUUAUACAUGAUUAAGUCCUAGUGAUGCUCAAUGGAAUCAUGCAUUUAGUACUUGUGUAUAAGGGUUAUAUUGUUAUAAAUACGCGCUGUUUGAGUGGCUAAAUGCACAGUGUUGUGAAAACUUCCAAUUACAUACGAGUUCGAGUGAACUGUCCUAAUGAAUCACCAGUAUUAUAAGUGCACGUUUGUGCGUGGAAUUGUUCGAGUGCGAUGAACACGUUUGCUCAAUACUGUACAAAGAGUGCCAAGCACCUUGAUUACCUGGAAUGAGCACGGUCUGUGAUAAGUAUUUUAUUGUAUUCAGAAUAAAGAAUUAGAAGCGA